Messenger RNA from Nothobranchius furzeri (turquoise killifish), 7783 nucleotides. The record is from RefSeq and is a predicted model, not a curated record. NCBI's taxonomy places the organism in Eukaryota, Metazoa, Chordata, Actinopteri, Cyprinodontiformes, Nothobranchiidae.
GCACCUGUAUCUAUCAGCCUAAAAAAAUGGUUAAUGCAUGUCACAUGUAGCAUCACUCCACAAUUUCCACAGGUUCACUGGUGAGUUAAAAGGAAAAUUAACAAUUGCAUCAUGUGUUCGUUGUGAAAUUUCAAAUGCAAAUUGUAAGGCGACUGCCACAACACACACGUAUUACAUUGACUGGAACUAUUAAGGAGAGCUGGCGAUGGUACACUUUUUGGAUAUAAUUGCUUUUGAUCAUUUGUUCCACAAAGUCAUCAUUAGCCCUUUGGGUCUCCUAAGUGUAAAUGUUUAUAGCCAUACAUGGUUCCUCCCAGCAAUGGGUGGGCAACUCUAGCAUGUUUGUUGUUUCCCCACUCCAAUACGCUUGGUUCACCAGCUCAUCAAGCUCUGCAGAAGCCUGCAAAUGACCUGCUGAUGAGUGUUAAAACGGGGUAAACACUAACAUGCUGGAUGACGGCUCUCCUCCCCUCAGGAAAGGGCUUUGUCCACCCCCGAUCUAAAACCAACACUUCUCCCAACAAACUCUAGAAGUGUGUAAAUCUGUGCUGUCAUUUGUAGUGGAUAGUCUGUUUGUGUUGUCUUGUACAAAUCCCAUCUGUACAGUCUUUCUGUUUUAUAUUUGUAUUUUAUCUUGUGUGGAUAUGCUUUCAUUCAAUAACUUGCACCUGGGAGACCAUCAUGGGACAUUAAAGAACAGGUUUCUACUCAAAAAAUCAAUACUCUAUAUUAGAUUAUAAUUAUUUUUUCUAGCUAAGGUUAUGUUCUCAAAUAAAUUAUUCAUGUUAAAACACCGGAAGUAUACUUUUAUUGUGAAAGCACCUCGUAACUUGGGAUCCUGUUUGCAACAAAGCCACGGGGCUAGCUGGCCGCUACUACAAUCCGUUUUCAUGGAUUAGGUUUGUAUAUUCGAAUUAUUUUCUAUCAACGCUAAUUGCAAUAUCGCUAUAAUUUUCAUGUAGUUAAUGGAUUUGGCUCUUUUACUCUGUAGCUUCACUUCUAGCUGUUAAAGAGUGGGGCGGUGUAUUAGGCAAAUAUGUUUCAGUGGGUGGCUGCGUCAAUGCCUGAUCAAAACACCUCUAACGUAACUAAACUAAUUUCAAAUGUUCUUGUUUUCACUCCUGAGAUAUGGUUGCAAUUUAAUGAAUCACAUUUGUUAGAAAACGGCCAGUUCAACUUACGUAAUGUCUUUCUGAUGUGGAAAGAAAAAUUUACGAACGUAGCUCCGUUGCUGCAAGUGUUUAAUGUAAUAUUUUCAAACAGGCCCAGCAUUUUUAAUAUUAUUAAUGCAUGAAGUGUCAAUCAUAGACAUGAAUACGUAUAUAUGCAUUUAUAUCUCAGGUCCUCCUCGUAAAACCCAAGACAUUUAAAUAAAAAAUAUAUUCAAGAGAUAUUUGUGUUAAAAUGACUGCUGGUUGUUGAUUAGUUGUAAAUGAGGAAAAACUGGACUAUGCUAUCAGAACUAAGUAAAAUAUCUAAGUGUGAAAUAUUCUUUAAAUGACUGAAUAAAAUAAAAAUGUGCUUCUUCAUCUAGCUUUAUUUACAAAAUGAUUAAAAAGUAUAUUUAUAGCAUGUUUGAAUUAAAAAAAGACUUUAUGUCAAAUACUCUGAUGUGGAGAGACCAGCUUGUCUGAGCGUAGCCUUUAGGAGGCAGAUCUCAAGUCUGGCCUUGGUUUGCUUUUUUUGUGGUUAUUCUGUAAUCAUUACUUGCAUCACUAAUAAAUAUUCUAAAAACAACAAUAUUUUUGAUUGUGAUGAAUAUAUCAAUUAGUGACAGAAUAGAAUUGAUUGUUUAUGGUGAAUUUUGACAGCUGUUAGGGGGAUUAUUUUAUUAGGAUAAACUUUACUUUGCUGUAGGCCUUUGCUGAAAGGCUGAACACGUUAAAGCCUACUUAAUCACUGUAGCCUGAUGGAAGAACAAAUACAAUUAAAAUCUUAUAUAUAAAUGGAUAUCUUGUAAGAUACUGCAUAAUCCAAAUAUAGUAUUAUUUGAUAUAUUUUUAAAGUUUUCAUUACAUGUUGGGUAUGAAAUCCACGCUGAAUCCACCCUUCUGAUGGGAUCACUUUAAUCCAGAUUUUUUGGAUCAAAGUGAUCCAAAUCCUACAAAAAGUUCUGAAUACACCAAAAUAAAGGUUUGAUCCGAAUCAAAACCAAGAUUGGAUUACGUGAUCUAAUAUGUAAUCCUUUUUUCUUUUGAAAAACCCCAUUUUCAAGAUUUGAUCCAACCUGUUUUUCAAAAUCCUAGCGGAUUUUGAAAAACUGGGCCCAGGCGAGAUACAUUUACAUCAUAUGGGUUUUGCUUGAGAAUGAAGUGAAAGCAAGUUAGGGGUUGUAGGUGAUGGACAAAGCUAUAUAAACGUAGCAGUGAUUGGUAAAAAAAAUUGCACAUAUGCAUUGUGCAGGUAUUGGUUUAUUCUGCAUUAACUGUGCAUCCCUGGAUGAUCUGAUUAACUAUGCAUGUCAGUCUGGACUUAGUUCUCAAUGCAACUUUGUGUUACACAACAAAAACAGACUUUUAUAUAAAUCGCUGAGUUCUUGAAAAGUCCUAAAGCAGCAAUUGAGAGUUUUCCCCUUUCAGGAAUUACCGUAUUUACCCGAAUAUAGGACGACCCCUAUUAUAAGACGACCCCCCCCCCCCCCUUUUGCAUAAUUGUUAAUAAAAAAAAAACUCGUCCUAUAUUCGGGUAAUUACGGUAUUUAGGGGUUCACAAAAGGGCAGCAGUAGCUCAACAGGUUGAGCGGGUUGUCCAGUAAUCGAAAGGUUGCAGGUUCGAUCCCGGCUCCGGACAGAGAAUUCUGCUGUUGUGUCCUUGGGCAAGACACUUAACCCACCUUGCCUGCUGGUGGUGGUCGGAGGGAUCGGUGGCGCCUGUGCUCGGCAGCCUCGCCUCUCAUCUCCACCAGUGUAUGAAUGUGUGUGUGAAUGGAUGAAUGAUACACUGUAGUGUAAAGCGCUUUGGAGUCCUUACUCUGAGAGGCGCUAUACAAGUGCAGGUCAUUUAUCAUUUAUCAAAAGUGAUAGUCUUAUCCUGUACUGUGAUAUAAUGCAGGCAAUAGAUUUUUGGGUGAAUCUGCCCUUUUUUCUUAUGUAUUACUUCUCUGGAAUGAUUUUCAAAACACUAGCAGACUUCAGACACUUGCUUCUCCACAUUUCUGUAAAGACGUGGAACGUUUAAUCAAUAGAUUUGCAGUGGUUUCUAGUAGGAGUGAAUGCCUGUAAGUCAUACUCUGGGGAAACAAGCUCCGGCGCACCAGUUAGAGGAAGUAGAAAGUGGAGAAGAGUUUCUGACGGCAAGUUUUAGACUCCUGUUUUCUGAUAUCUGGACAUGUCUCCUCUGAAUGGCUAAAAGCAACACGGCUCUACCACUGACUCUGUUUGAUCUGCAACGUUGAUGUUUUAUCUCCACAAAUACUACAAGUCUGGAGGAGUUCUGCUGCGUGGUGGAGCUACUAAUGGUUAGCUUCUACUAGUUGAGACAUUGUCUGCUGUUUCCUGGAUGCUAAAACAACAGUCUUCCCCAUCAUGAGUGAAGAUGGCCUCAUGGACCCGAGGUCCUGCUGCUCUUAAAAGUGUGAUGUCUGUCUCCACCAAGGACAUCGUCCUCCCCCACAAUAUUCAGCAGAUGGUUCUCAUUAAAGAAGAAGCUCCUGAAGAAUGGAGCCCUGAUGCGGAGCAGCAGGACUCAGAACCCCUCUACAUAAAGGAGGAAGAAGAGGAAGUCUGCACCAGUCUGGAGGGAGAGCAGCUUGGUGUGAAGGUGGAGACUGAUGCCAACACCACAACUCAUUUUAAAAGUGAAGGGGAUGAAGAGAAACCUGUGUUGUCACAGGUUCAUCAUCACCAUAUUGAAGUUGGAAGUCAUCCAACCAGGGGCUCAGAUGACCAGAUGAUAGCAGAAACUGGCAGAGAGGACUGUGGAGGAGCAGAAUCAAGCAGGAACAUAGAUCUUAAGACUCACAGAGAUUGUUCCAAUUCUUCAGAGACCGACGUCAGUGAGGAUGAUGAAGAGGAUGAGGAAGUGAACUGUCCUGACUCUCAGCUGAAACAUUAUUCAGAUUUAGGGCAUACAUCUGAAGACGGUGAUAAUGACUGGAGGACUACUAAUUCAGAUACAAACAUGGUCACCAAAUCUUUGAAAUGCUCUAAGUGUGAUAAACUUUUUGUCAAUAAUCAGUCAUUUCUUAAACAUUUAACAAGUCAUUCAAAACUAAGGUCAUCAAAUGGGGUUAUAAGAAAUAAGAACUGUUCAAGAAGGAAGACAAAUGUAGACUCACCUGGAAAAAUCUUUGUAGCACAGAAAUCAUUCAGUUGUGAAAACUGUGGUAAAAGAUUUACCCAAAACGCAAAUCUAAAAAGGCACAUGAGAGUUCACACAGGAGAGAAACCUUUUAGUUGUGAUAUUUGUGGACAAAGAUUUACUCAAAAGACAAAUUUAGUUACACACAAGAGAAUCCACACAGGCCAGAAACCGUUUUCUUGCGUUUUAUGUGGACACAGAUUUAGCCAUGAGGCAAACUUGGUUACACACAAGAGAAUUCACACCGGGCAGAAGCCAUUUACUUGUGUUGUAUGUGGACAGAGAUUUACCCAAAAGACAACGUUAGACAAGCACAUUAGAAUUCACACAGGAGAGAAACCAUUUGGUUGUGAUGUCUGUGGACAACAUUUUAGCCUCAAGGCCAAUUUAAAAAUGCACAUGAGAAUUCACACAGGGGAGAAACCUUUUGGUUGUGAUCUUUGUGGACAAAGAUUUACACAAAAUACAAAUUUAGUUACACACAAGAGGAUCCACACAGGCCAGAAACCAUUUGCUUGUGUUGUAUGUGGACAAAGCUUUAGCCACAAAACAAAUUUAGUUACACACAAGCGAAUCCACACAGGAGAGAAACCAUUUACCUGUGUUGAGUGUGGACAGAGAUUUACCCAAAAGACAACUUUAAACAAACACAUGCAAAUUCAUACAGAAGAUAAACUCAAUUUAACUUUAUUUAUGUAGCACAUUUCAAAUGCACUCAUGAAUAAAUUUGUCAAUGAAACAUUCUAAUGGAAUUGGCUAUAGUCAUUAAAGUUUAACAAUCUCCUCUUCUCCUGGGUGACAUCAUGCUACAGACCCCAGCUUUAAGCAGCGAAUGAUGAGCAAGACUUCAAUAUGGCUUUGAGGAGGUUCUGGUCCACCAUCCGGUGCCUCAGAAGGGGAAAGCAGUGUGCUAACAGCACUGUCUUUAGUGGGGACAGUGUGCUGUUGACCUAAAAUCGGGACAUAGUGGAUCGGUGGGUGGGGUACUUCAAAGACCUCCUGAAUCCCACCAGCACUUCUUCCAGUGACUCGGGGGAGUUUGGGUUGGGCCCUCCAAUCUCUGGUGCUGAGGUCACUGAGGUGGUCAAAAAGCCUCUCUGUGACAAGGAUGAUAUCCGCCCAGAGUUCCUUAAGGCUCUGAAUGUUGUGGGUCCGUGUUGGUUGACAUGGCUCUGCAGUAUCGCAUAGAGAUCGAGGCAGUUUCACUGGAUUGGCAGACCAAGAUGGCGGCCCCUCUAUUUAAAAAGGGGGACUUCAGGGUCCGUUCCAGUUACAGGGGGAUCACACUUCUAAGCCUUCCUGGUAAGGUCAAUUCCCAAAUUUGUCCUUCAUUUUCUUCCACCGCUUCAUGCGGUCGCCACCUCUAAACCCAUGUUUUCCAUCAUUUCCAUUCACGUUUGCUCCCUAUUUUGUACUCCUUCAGUCACGGAUGAAUAAACCUUCAUAUUUUCAGACUUUUUCCGCGAUGCGUUCUUCAAUCUGUUCUGGGUCUGCCGCUUAAUAUCUCUCUACUUUUUAACAGAGCCGCUGACAAAUUUACAAGAAGCGGCGUCCUGACCAAUCGCAAGCUUGCGGCCUCCCACAUUCGACGGGUGUUAAAAAAUUUGGGCAUGUCUCUGUCACCCUCUGUGAGCCUGUCGGAGAGCACUUGCGCUGACGCAUAAUGGCGUUGCGUGUCUCCGCACGGAUGCAGAUGGAGAAGUAUAAAUCAGGCUUUAGAGAUAGGAUGAGAAGCUCAGUCAUCCGGGAGGGGCUUGGAGUAGAUCCGCUGUUCCUCCACAUUGAUAGGAGCCAGUUGAGGUGGCUCAGGCAUUUGGUUAGGAUGCCUAUAAAUUUACUGAACAUUCUGUAUAAACUGUUAAGAUGAAUAAUCUGGGGGGUGAAGCGUAUAACUGCUUGUUUCCUUAAAUAGCAAAUUGUAUGUUAGACUCCCAUGAACCAAUAUUUAAAAAAGCCUAAUAGAAACUCGUUUAAAAAUGUUUUAUUACACAUACAUAAAUAAUUUAAGCUGUUAAAGUCAUUUUUGUGAGAAAUUAAAAAAAAAUUUCUUCUUUGCCAAACCAAGUGACGUCAGUUGAGGGAGUCCUGUUAGCUCAAUCCAGAGAAAACUAUGAAUUCUAAUGCGGCUCUGACACAGAGGAAACUUUAAAUGUUUAUCAUUCUACUUCUGAUCGUCCAAAACCAUAAAGUUAUGAGUUUGCUGCAUGCCCCUGAGAGCAGAGACAAACCAGAGGGAGAAACCAUCGGCCAAAGCAGAGAGAUUGUGCUGCGAUGUGAGAAGCAGUGGGGGGGGGGGGCAGCUUGUCAGUUAACAUCACAACACUGUACAGAUUACUAUCAUGUACCAGACAAUUACAAUAGUAUUGGUCAGUUAAUUGAAUAUUAAUAAUUGACAAUUAUAACUUAAUGAGCGUCUGUCAACUGUCCCAUACUCGUUAAUUUCCAUUCACGUAACGUAGUUUAGCGCUUAGAGAGAGGGAGAGAGAUACCUGUCAUCCGGUUCUGGAGCUCAAGCGGGCUUCUGUGAGCUGGAUCUGACCCAGACACCAGCGAGCCAGUCGAGCUGAUAUUUUUAAAAGCUGCACAUGAUCCUCUCCCGGAUGUCUGUGACAGUUCUGAUCUGGUUCUGACCCAGAAACCAGCUCGACUGGCCCGCUGAGCUGAGAGAGAGAGAGAGAGAGAGAGAGAGGCCUGUCGUUCGAUUCUGGAGCUUAUGCGGGCUUCUGUGAGCUGGAUCCGACCCAGAAACCAGCUCGACUGGCUCACUGAUAUUUUUAAACGCCGCACAUCCUCUCCUGGUGGUCCAGGCGGCGGUCCUUAUCUGGUUCCGACCCAGAAACCAACUUGACUGGCCCGUUGGUUCUGAUCUGGUUCUGACGGUGAUCUGAGCUCCAGACAUCUGCAUUUAAUUUUUUUAACCCCGCCACAGGUAUCCGGAGCCCAGCGCGGACCUCUCUGUCCCGGUUCCCGUCUUUACAGCUGCACAAAAUGCCCUCAGGCACGGAGAUAGAGUAGAGGCGUUGUUUCCCUUAUCUGGCAACUUGUGGAUUCGAUGUCAAGACAUGCUGGAGUUGGUACAGCCUUCACACACUAGUUUACCAACAUGAACACAAUCCAACACUAGUAAACACACACACUGACUGGAUAACAUGACUUCUACCCUAAAACUACCCACUCCACACUGAGCUAAGGCAGCCAAGCUUCUAAGUCCCUUUGGUUACGUCAGAGGUUCAGAUUUAGAAAAAAGAGCAUUUUUAGAAGCUUUGCUGAGAAAGGCCACUUUUAUUAGAAAAACUCUGCUGUUAAAUGAAAUAUCCACAAUAAGCUUUUCAAAUAGUAUUUUUGGGACAGUAUUUUAUAUGAAUUAGAAAAAAAUUAACCUGUAAUUUGCUCUUUAAUGUGACAACAUUGAAAUGGCUCAUUCUGAAAGGUAUUAAAAAUGUCAAAAAAUAAAGCUGCUGAGAUUGCUUUGAAGCUGCACAGA